AUGGGUUGUGGGAAUUUCUUCUUCACCCUUGUGAUAACCUUCUCAGCAGCUCUCAUCACAUACAACAUAAUCAUCUCAGCCAAUGCAUCUCUCAAACAAGACUUCCCUGGUCCAUCAAUCCUAUCAACAUCAAAAGGGUCGAUCUCAGUUGACCCAAUAAUCAAGAUGCCAGUGGAUAGAUCGAAAACCAGUUCAUCCAAAGGGAAGAGAUUGUUCCACACAGCAGUCACAUCAUCUGACUCAAUCUACAAUACAUGGCAGUGUAGGAUCAUGUACUACUGGUUCAAGAAGUUCAAAGAUGGACCCAAUUCUGAGAUGGGUGGGUUCACAAGGAUACUGCACUCUGGCAAGCCUGACAAGUUCAUGGGUGAGAUCCCCACCUUUGUUGCUCAGCCACUUCCAGCUGGAACGGAUCAGGGGUAUAUAGUCCUCAAUAGGCCUUGGGCGUUUGUGCAAUGGCUUCAACAAGCAGACAUUAAAGAAGACUACAUAUUGAUGGCAGAGCCAGAUCAUAUUAUUGUCAAGCCCAUACCAAACUUAUCUAGAGAUGGCCUUGGAGCUGCAUUCCCUUUCUUUUACAUUGAACCUAAAAAGUAUGAGUCCGUCCUUAGAAAGUUUUUUCCUGAGGAAAAGGGACCAAUAAGCAGCAUUGAUCCAAUAGGAAAUUCUCCUGUUAUCGUAGGAAAGGAGUCUUUGAAAAACAUAGCUCCCACUUGGAUGAAUAUAUCCUUGGCAAUGAAGAAAGAUCCUGUAACUGAUAAAGCUUUCGGUUGGGUCCUUGAGAUGUAUGCUUAUGCCGUUUCAUCUGCUUUGCAUGGUGUGGGUAACAUCUUAUACAAGGACUUCAUGAUUCAGUCAGAUACCAAUGGGAAUUUACAGAACAUGGUCAUUACAGGAAAUAUGAACUGCAUCUGGGUCUAG
This is a messenger RNA of Ilex paraguariensis (yerba mate), 921 nucleotides long. The record is from the annotation of a GenBank genome assembly. Lineage: Eukaryota; Viridiplantae; Streptophyta; Magnoliopsida; Aquifoliales; Aquifoliaceae.